AUGAUAGGUGCUGAAUCCUAUGAAGUUUUGUGUGGGAGAUGUAGACCUUGGCAGGAGGUAACUUGUCCAGGAGUGGUGCUAAAAGAUAAGGAGGACAUCUAUCUUAGCAUCUGUGUGUUUGGCCAAUACAAAAAGACACAAUGUGUCCCACCAGCUUUUCCAUUGGUCUUCAAUGCCAGAAUGGUGUUUGAAAAGGUGUUCCCUGAAGCAGUGGACCCUGGAGAUGUGGUUACACAGCUUGAAUAUGAUACAGCAGUUUUUGAGUUGAUCCAGCUUGUUCCACCAGUGGGUGAAACAUUGUCUACUUAUGAUGAAAAUACAAGAGAUUUCAUGUUCCCGGGUCCAAGCCAAGUUUCUGGACAUCAUGAUUCAAACCGCCAGGUUACCAUGAGGAGGAUUUCUGGCCUUCGAAAUCAAGAGCCAUUUGAUAUUAUUUUAUGUCCAUUUCAAAAUCUGGUUUGCAUGUCUGGCAGUUCCCUGCCAAUAAUAUUUAUGCUUUAUUUUUUAUAUCCUUUUCCAGAUCAUUCUCAUCAUGGCUGCUACAGAACGAAGGAUUAUAAGGUUAUCAGAACACCCCAUGGCAGAGACUUUGAUGACUCUUUGGAAAGAUGUGAUGAGUAUUUGAAUUCGAGGUCAUGCACCAAGCCCCACCAUUCAACAAGGACAUUGCUAGUCCAUUCAUCACCCUCAACGAUGCCUAAACAUUCUACAAGCCCUGUGUUAAAUCGAGCUUCUCUCAGGGAAAGAUUCCAUUCUGACUGGUGUUCAUCUCCAAACUGUGAUGAGAUCCAUGACCGGGAUGAGAGAGACCCAGAGAAAGAAGAGGAACUGGAAAUGAAAAGAGGUCUUUUCUGCAGGGACUCUGCCUAUGAUAGUGACCCAGAGUAUAGCUCAUAUCAACAACGGCCAUGUGGUCCUGUCAAUUUGGAUGAUGGCGAAUACUGGUCUAACAGGGCAGCCACCUUUAAAGAAAAAUCCCACCGACCUGUUUUUGAGAACAGCAUGGACAAGAUGUACAGGAACUUAUACAAAAAGGCCUAUAGUUCUGUUUCUCAUACACAAGAAAACUUCUGA
This is a messenger RNA of Elephantulus edwardii (Cape elephant shrew), 1074 nucleotides long. RefSeq names its product spermatogenesis-associated protein 6-like. Gene Ontology annotation, biological process: motile cilium assembly; spermatogenesis. NCBI's taxonomy places the organism in Eukaryota, Metazoa, Chordata, Mammalia, Macroscelidea, Macroscelididae. The transcript has 11 exons. Bases 1 to 1074 code for a protein of 357 amino acids. Gene Ontology annotation, molecular function: myosin light chain binding. The record is from RefSeq and is a predicted model, not a curated record.